Messenger RNA from Botrytis porri, 1158 nucleotides. RefSeq lists its product as uncharacterized. Gene Ontology annotation, cellular component: cytoplasm; protein kinase CK2 complex. Gene Ontology annotation, molecular function: protein kinase regulator activity. The transcript has 3 exons. The record is from RefSeq and is a predicted model, not a curated record. Bases 1 to 1158 code for a protein of 385 amino acids. NCBI's taxonomy places the organism in Eukaryota, Fungi, Ascomycota, Leotiomycetes, Helotiales, Sclerotiniaceae.
AUGUUAUAUGGUCCGCCUGCGACUGGUCUGGACUACCGGUUGUAUCAAACUCCUCAAUCUUCGCCAUCACCAGGUCCUCCGCCAACUCUAUCACUCAGGCGGGCUAAGAGAGCGAAGAGAGCGAAGAGAGCCAGGAGAGGCAAGAAACGUCGAGCUUCCGAAGUUGAAGGUCUUGAGGAAUCAACACGCAAAACAAAACAUCGUCUCCGCUCUCUGGCAGAUACUGAAGCAAUGGAAAGCCUCCAUGAGCUUUUACCAGCUCUUUCUAACCAACAUGUGGAAGUCUGGGUCUCAAAUGUACGAGCGGGACCACCUCCACCGUACAGCAGCCACGAUUUUGAUUCGCGCGGUCCCCUCGGGUCGAGUCUCACCUCCGAGUUCAUGCACCAAAGAUUCGCACCACGGUUCAUUUCGUCUCGCGGUAAUGAGUACUUUUGCGAAAUCGACGAAGAUUAUCUCACCGAUCGAUUCAACCUUACAGGACUUCAAACGGAGGUUCAAUAUUAUCAAUAUGCGUUGGAUUUAGUGACGGAUGUCUUUGAUUUAGAUUGUGAUGAUGAGAUGAGAGAGACUAUUGAGAAGUCAGCGAGACAUCUAUACGGUUUAGUUCAUGCUCGUUAUAUCGUUACGACUAGAGGAUUGGCAAAAAUGCUUGAGAAAUACAAGAAAGCUGACUUUGGAAAAUGUCCUCGAGUUAUGUGUAAAUCACAUCCACUUCUCCCCAUGGGACAAAGCGACAAUCCAAACAUCAAAGCCGUCAAACUUUACUGUUCUCGUUGUGAAGAUAUCUAUAAUCCUAAAUCCUCUCGACAUUCUGCAAUUGAUGGCGCAUAUUUCGGAACAUCGUUUCACAAUAUUUUAUUCCAGGUCUAUCCGGCUAUGAUCCCAGCGAAGAGUUAUGAUCGAUAUGUACCACGAAUUUAUGGAUUCAAAGUACAUGCGCCUGCAGCUUUGAUUCGAUGGCAAAAUGGAGAAAGGGAUGAGAUGAGGAGACGUUUGAGGAAGUUGGAUAUUGAUAGUGGAUUCAAGGAUGAGGAUGGUGAGGAAGUAGAGGAGAGUGAAGAAGAAGAUGACGAUGAGGAUCUUGAGGGAUUGGACAAAGAGCUGGUGGAGAAUGGAGUUCAGCCAGAGGGCGUGCCUAAUGUUGGGAGAUAUUAG